AUGUGUGCCUCCAGCGGUGGGUGUUAUGCAUUAGUCAUAUGCGAAAAUGGAGCGUGUCGACCCAAAACCGACGACCGACCGACCAGCCCUGAAUGGUCAGAUCGAGAUGUGAUGAAUCAACUGUGUCCAGAGACGACGUGUCCAGAGCUUGCGCUGGUAAUGGAUCUUAUGAAGCCCACCCGUCGUGGCUAUGGUUUGUCUGGGCCGGUUCUGGGUGGCGCACUGGACAGCUAG
Messenger RNA from Anopheles maculipalpis, 234 nucleotides. RefSeq lists its product as uncharacterized. The record is from RefSeq and is a predicted model, not a curated record. The transcript has 2 exons. Lineage: Eukaryota; Metazoa; Arthropoda; Insecta; Diptera; Culicidae. Bases 1 to 234 code for a protein of 77 amino acids.